AUGGGAGGAGGACGAGGACUUCUAGGCCGGGAGACCCUCGGGCCUGGGGGCGGGUGCUCUGGGGAGGGUCCGCUGUGUUACUGGCCGCCGCCAGGGUCGCCACCGGCGCCCUCCCUCCGCGCCUCCCUCCCCCUCGAGCCGCCGCGAUGUCCCCUGCGCUCCCGUUCCCUCCCGCGUAGUGCUUGCCUUUGUUCCAGGAAUAGCGCUCCAGGCUCCUGCUGCCGCCCCUGGGCCUCACUCUGGAGCGAGCCGCCGCCCUCUCCUUCCAGCCAGCCAGCCCCUCCCAUGCACAUUUGGACGCUGUCCUGCACUCCAGCUGCAAGCUGGGCUCCUGUUACACACUGGACAGACCACCCACUGCCGCCGCUGCCAAGCCCUCUCCUCCGCACCAGACUGCCAGACGACUACAUCAUUCUGCCCACAGACCUGCGCUGCCACUGCCAUCGCCAUCCAUCGCAUCCAUCGCAUCCCACCGACAGACUGCUGCUCCUAGUGAUCUGGACUCACCUCGGAGGUAUCUGGGCUGGACACAGUCCCUGGACAGUGAUCCAGACAGCUGGCCGCCCCCCAAGGGAUCUGUCACCUUCAGCGAGACCUAUUUCCUCCCCACCCCCAGAAACCUCUUGUGUUCUUGCCUAGGCCCAGGUGUGCCUGGCAGCCAAAUCGAGUCUCUCAUUUUCUCUUGUGGACCAGUUAGUUUUGCCCAUAACCCGGUAUUCUGAGUUUGCAACUGUCUCUCUGAUGUGUGCCUUUUGUUCAACACAGUAACCCCUGCAUUCUGCUCUGCUCUAAUACACUACCUGGAGAAAGUCUUUUCCUUAUUUUCAAUAAAUGUCAGACAUUACUGAAAAGAAA
This is a messenger RNA of Pongo pygmaeus (Bornean orangutan), 855 nucleotides long. RefSeq names its product CAAX box protein 1. Bases 1 to 639 code for a protein of 212 amino acids. The record is from RefSeq and is a predicted model, not a curated record. Lineage: Eukaryota; Metazoa; Chordata; Mammalia; Primates; Hominidae. The transcript has a single exon.